AUCUUCAAUUCAAAAAACUGCCCGGCUGCUUCUACUAUUUCCGAGUCCUCCGAGUCUUCUAAUCGUCUUCAAGUAAGUCUCUUUCAUUCCUCUUCUGAGUCAUGUCAGACCGUGAGGAUAGCCAGAACCUCUCCGUUCACUCUUAUGGUUCUGGCGGCCGGUCUCCCACCUUUGGUUCCUCCUCUUCUUCUUCAUCCUCUGACUCUGAGCACCCGGCUACUUCUCCACAGAAGAAGCCGGUUGAUGCUUCCACUUGCGCUCCCUCUUCUUCCGCGGCGCAAGUGGUCUCGGUUGCCCAGUCCGGGGACGAGGGCUUUAUUCAGCUAGACGACCGGUUGCUCCAAGAGCAACCGUCGUAUAUGCAGAAGCCCCAAGUCCACGAACUGCGUAAUCUGAUGCCCGAUGGGUAUCAAUUGACCUACCGGGCAAUGUGGAAGAGUAUUAUACCUCUCCACGCCGGCACGUCGAUUGGUAUCCAUUACCAUUCGAUCAAGGACUUGGGUGAGUUCUCUAUUCACCCAUUCAAAGUCCUUUUCCUUGAGACCUACGGGAUCAUGCCCGGGCAGCUGGCCCCUAAUGGUCACCGUUUGUUAGGGAGCUUCAUCAAUGUCUGUCGGUUUCUUCGUAUCCCCCUCUCUCUUCGUCUCUUCGACUAUAUGUUCGAUGUUCGGCCCAGGUCCAAGGAAACCCUUGGAUUCGUGGUGGUGUCUUCCCACCAAGGCCGGGCAUUCCUUUGUGGCCUUCCACCCUCUAACAAGAAGUGGAAGGACAAAUAUGUCUGUGUCAAAUUCCCCCCGGUUGCCUUUCCUUUUGCCCAAAACGUCUGGGGGAAAAGAAUGAAGCGCCAGGUCAAACCAGCGGAGGCCGAUGACCUGGUUGCUUGGGAAGCCACUCUCCGGGCCGAGGACGCCUCCACCCGCGGUCUGUACCACGUCGGGAAAUGGAGCGUCUACCCCGGCCGGGAGACCGACCCCGAACCGGAGAUUGUUCUGCCCGGGGUGAUCCCCGAAGCCAUCCCCAUCCGUCAGGCGAGGGGAUCCAAAGCCCCGGCCACUACCAAUGCCGGUCCUUCACGCCCGGCGAAGAAGAAGAAGGAGAAAGACACCUUCGAGUUCGACAACUUGAUGGGGGAGACCGGCCAUACUUCCCAGGCCGGCCAGCAGGUUCAGCCCAAUGAGGAAGGAGAACCCGAGGAAGAGACAGCUGGGGAGUCUCUUCAACGGAAGAGGCGGAAGACUGAGGAAGUCAACCAGCCUUCCCAUCAGGGGCCCAGUCCUCCGACGCUGGCAAGGGGCCAAUCGUGCCUCGUCGGCCGGAUCGGGGAGGAGUACUUCGCCCGACUGGUGAAGUCAAUGGAUGAGGAGAAGGCCCGGAUGGAGGCCAUGAUGGUCGAAUGCCGGAAGGAAGCCCAGGCUGCCCGGGUCAAGGCAGAGAAGAUCGAGGCCAAAUGCACAGAGCACUGUCUGGUCUACCGCGAGCUCUACGCCAAGCACGAUGGUCUUCUCAAGGCCGCAAAAGAGGCCGAUGCGCAGGCUCAGGCUAAGAUCCAACAGCUGGAGGCCGAAAACACCCGGGCUAUCGAGGAGAACCAAAGGCUAGGGGAUGAGAAUGCCCGGUCUGCUGAGGAGAUCGCUCGGCUGGGGGAUGAGCUGGCAAAAGAGCAAUCGGAGCGUGCCGCCGUUGCCGCAGCCUGGGCUACCCAAGCGCCUGAGGAGUUUGCCGCCAAGGCGUUACCUGACCGGGAGACGGCCAUCCGCUUCUUCCAAGGCUUGUACAAGUACGAGGUCUCGGCCGGGAUUGUCAAUGAGAUCGGGACCUACGGCUUUGAAAGCGGCCAGUACUCGGAGCGGAAGGCCCUCUACGGCAUCCUUCAGCAGAGGAUCCAAGGUUUUCAGCCGAAGGCUCUUUCUCUGCCCGAGCUGCAUAGCGAGGCGCCUGAACCUCCCUUCCCGGGCAUUUGAUCCGUCCGGCCUUCCUUUCUCAUCUGAUUUUCUCUCUUUUCUUUUUUUUAUGAUGUAAUGAUCUGCCUCCGGGCACUUUUAUAAGACAUUGAAUUAUUAAUGAAAAUAUGUUUUAUGUUAUGUGCUGAGUGCUUUUUCCAUACCUCACUAAUUCUUUUAACUUAGAUUCUUUAACCGUUUAGAUUAGUAAAUAACAGCCCGGCUG
Cuscuta campestris is the source of this 2166-nucleotide messenger RNA. The record is from the annotation of a GenBank genome assembly. NCBI's taxonomy places the organism in Eukaryota, Viridiplantae, Streptophyta, Magnoliopsida, Solanales, Convolvulaceae.